AAUAACAAAUGUAAAAUGAUCCUAAAUAGAGUUAAGCAACCCUGUUGCUUUAAAUGACAAUUCUCAUGUGACAAGAAAAAUGUUGGGCCAAUUGGGACGAGACUUAUUAAACGUAGAGCAUCGUAUUUUGGAUCACCGUCCAUUUGUAAAUGGAGAAAUAAAUCAUUUUCUGAAUGAGUUUGAAUUGAAACGUAACGAAAUUGAAGUGGAAACUCUUUUCAAAGUCACAGAAACUGUAGGUGACCUCAAGUACGAUUUAUUGGAACGUUGCCUUUCCUUGAGUACAACACAUUUAAAGGAACUGGGACAAGAAGUGGAUAAUUUGUUUCUUGGAAUUGAACAAUUCCUUUCCAAAGCACAAUUGCCAAAAGAGCAAAGUGAAACGCUUACAAAAUCUCGUGAAAAUCGUGUGUUAAAACGAGAUAGUUUCCUCCUUGAUUUGAAUCACAGAUACGAUCGAGUAAAGAAUUCAUUUGAGGAAAAGGAAGAAGAAAUUGACGAGCUGUAUUCCGAUUUACAAGUUAAAUUGAAUAUUCCAAAAUAAACAACAGUUUCAGAAUGUCUAAGAUUAG
Ceratitis capitata (Mediterranean fruit fly) is the source of this 572-nucleotide messenger RNA. RefSeq names its product biogenesis of lysosome-related organelles complex 1 subunit 5 (gene Muted). Gene Ontology annotation, cellular component: transport vesicle; BLOC-1 complex. The record is from RefSeq and is a predicted model, not a curated record. Lineage: Eukaryota; Metazoa; Arthropoda; Insecta; Diptera; Tephritidae. The coding region runs from base 80 to 544 and encodes 154 amino acids. The transcript has 3 exons.